CAUGGCAAUCUCUGAUGAAAUGGCGACAAAGAUUUCUUUUUUGCUUCUGUCAGUCAUAUUUCUGCGUUUGGUUUUUAUUCCUUGCCUUAACCAUUCUUCCUUCUCUGUCUUUCUUUAUUUCCACUCUUUCCAAAACCUCUCAACACACCAUUCUCUCUUUUGAUCAGAUGGUUUUCUCUGCCAUAUGUAUAUAUACACAACCCCCUCUUUGCAUGAACCUCAACAAAACAACACAUUCAAAUAUCAGACACCUUUACCUUCUGCUACUGAAACCAGAAGAGGGAAACAAAGCCAACCCACAACAAUGGCAAAGCAACCAUCUUUGAAGAGAUCAGAUUCCAUUGCUGAAACCAUGCCCGACGCGCUAAAACAGAGCCGCUACCAUACCAAGAGAUGUUUCUCCAGGUUUCUGGCAAGCGGGAAGAGGCUGAUGAAGCACCAGAACAUAAUGGAGGAACUGGAAGCGACGAUCCAAGACAAGGGUGAAAGAGACAAGGUGUUGGAAGGGCUUCUCGGCUACAUCCUGAGUUGCACUCAGGAGGCAGCCGUGGUACCACCUUUCGUUGCAUUCGCGGUAAGGCCUAACCCUGGCGUGUGGGAGUAUGUCAAGGUCGGGGCUGAUGAUUUGAGUGUAGAUGGCAUCUCCAGCUCUGAGUACCUGCAGUUCAAAGAAACGAUCUACGACGAAAAUUGGGCAAAAGAUGAGAAUGCACUGGAAGUGGAGUUUGGAGCAUUUGAUUUCUCUUCGCCUCACCUUACUCUUUCAUCCUCCAUUGGAGAUGGAGUCAAGUACAUCUCAAAAUUCUUGUCACCAAAGCUUGUUGCUAGCUCCCACUCUUCAAAGAAGUUGGUAGACUAUCUAAUAGGCCUCAACUACCAUGGAGAUAACCUUAUGAUAAAUGAGACAUUGGACACACCAUCAAAGCUCCAAGGAGCAUUGAUAGUAGCUGAAUGCUUUCUUGCAACACUUCCUCAAGACACACCAUGCCAGGAUUUCCACCAAAGCCUUAGAGCGUGGGGAUUCGAGAAGGGAUGGGGGGACAAGGCUGGAAGGGUUAAGGAGACGAUGGUAAUGCUCUCCGAGUCGCUUCAAGCACCCGAUGGAGAGAAAUUGGAGCAGCUGUUCAGUAGGAUUCCAAACAUGUUCAACAUUGUCAUCUUCUCCCCACAUGGAUUCUUUGGUCAAGCUGAUGUUCUUGGGUUGCCCGACACUGGGGGCCAGGUGGUUUACAUUCUUGAUCAAAUGAGGGGACUGGAGGAGGAAUUGCUUCAGAGGAUCAAACUGCAGGGACUUAACUUGAAGCCGAAGAUCAUUGUGAUAACAAGGCUGAUACCAGAAGCUCGAGGCACGAAAUGCAACCAAGAAGUAGAGCCAAUUGAGAACACGAAGCACUCUUACAUUCUCAGGCUUCCUUUCAAGACAAGUAAAGGGACUAUCCUUCCACAUUGGCUUUCUCGUUUCGAUGUGUAUCCUUACCUCGAGAGAUUCGCUAAGGAUGCUGGUCGGGCGAUUGUUGAGCACACAGACGGCAGACCAGACCUCAUCAUGGGGAACUAUAGUGAUGGGAACUUGGUGGCCACUCUUGUGGCCAGGAAACUUGGAAUACCUUUGGGGACAAUUGCUCAUGCUUUGGAGAAAACGAAAUAUGAAGACUCAGAUGCCAAGUGGAAGGAACUCGAUCCGAAGUACCAUUUCUCAUGCCAAUUCACAGCUGACAUGAUUGCAAUGAAUGCAGCUGAUUUCAUCAUCACCAGCACUUACCAAGAAAUUUCUGGAAGCAAGGAAAAGUCAGGACAGUAUGAGAGCCACAGCGCUUUUACCAUGCCAGGGCUAUGCCGAGUCGUGUCAGGAAUCAACGUUUUCGAUCCGAAGUUCAACAUUGCUGCACCUGGAGCUGAUCAAUCUGUCUACUUCCCAAACACCGAGAAGUCGAGAAGGCUGACCACUUUCCAUCCUGUCAUUGAAGAGCUGCUCUACAGCAAGGAUGAGAACAAUGAUCACAUUGGGUAUCUGAAUGAUCCGAAGAAACCGAUAAUAUUCUCCAUGGCGAGGCUGGACACAGUGAAGAACAUGACAGGGCUCACAGAGUGGUAUGGAAAGAACAAGAGGCUAAGGAACUUGGUCAACCUCGUCAUAGUUGGAGGAUUUUUCGAUCCAUCGAAAUCAAACGACAGAGAAGAGAUGGCUGAGAUUAAAAAGAUGCAUACUUUGAUGGAGAAGUACCAACUGAAGGGACAAAUGAGGUGGAUUGCAGCUCAAACCGAUAGGUAUCGAAAUGGAGAGCUCUAUCGUUGCAUUGCAGACACCCAAGGAGCAUUCGUGCAACCUGCAUUCUACGAGGCGUUUGGUCUUACAGUGAUCGAGGCCAUGAACUGUGGACUGCCAACUUUUGCAACCAUUCAUGGAGGGCCUGCAGAGAUAAUUGUCGAUGGGGUCUCGGGCUUCCACAUUGAUCCUUACAACGGAGAUAACAUGGGGAACAAGAUUGCCGAGUUUUUCGAGCAAUGCAAGGCGGAUCCUGCUUAUUGGAAUCAAAUGUCAGCUUCUGGUCUUCAGAGAAUCAACGAAUGCUAUACUUGGAACAUAUAUGCAAAGAAGAUGAUAAACAUGGGGUCAAUCUAUGGAUUCUGGAGGCAGUUCAACAAAGAAGAGAAGCUUGCUAAGCAAAGAUACAUUCAGACGUUUUACAACCUCCAUUUCAGGACACUGGUGAAGAAAAGUUUUGGGUUGAGUGAUGAGCCAUAUAUAGAAGCAGAAGAGGCAAAUGGAGCCAUACACAAAUUUGUGCCAUCUCCAGUCCCAUCCCUACCUCCUCCAGCAAUCACAACCCAUUCACAACAGAAAGAACCAAAACGCAAAGAGGGUGUCACUCCACCUAAACCAAUCAUUGCAAGGACCGGAGGUUCCAUACUCGAAAUGCUGAAAGUGGGCAAUCCAUCGGUAGCUGAUAGGGUUGACGGUGUGAAUGGGGCAAUGAGUAGAUCUCGAAGCCGAAAGUUCUUCCGGAUGUUAUCUAUGUUUAUAGUGGCUUAUGCGCUAGUCAGAGUGUAUUAUUUAUUCAAGUGAAGGUGAUAACUUGGCAAGCAAGAAAGCAAGCAAGAAAGCAUGGUUGUAAAUGAAUAAUGUACUUGUACGCUAUUUCUCCACUGACAUCAAUAAAGAUGAUGACUUAACUCAAUAUAUCGAUUCUGAAAACAAGCUUUGCAAUUGUAAAUUUGUAACUGCAUUUCUAAUGGUCCAAAAAUCUACUGAAACAAAAGUGAAGGAGGCAUAGCAACACUGAACAAAGACAUAGCCAUCAAGCUUAACCUUUAGUGAAUCCAUUGCGAGAAUAUAUUAGUUAACCUAAACUCUAAUUCACAUUGCUUGAAAUACAAAAACCCGCCUUACGUUUGGUAAUGGAAUAUUUAUCCAUGUAUAACUUUUGGGGACCAAAUUGCACUUAGCCAUCUUGUUUUUGGUUAUUUCAGUUCGUGCCAAAUCAAUUAAGAGAGCACUUCCAAAUAAUUGACUUGGAUUUUCUGACGAAUGCAGAUAGAGAGAGGAAUUGAGAGGGGAUUGAAACCGCAGCAGGGAUGGUCAUGUCUUUUCCGAUAAUCCCAAUUUGCAUUCGUAUUGAUUGUCACAUGUUGUCACUUGUGCUGAAAUAAGAUUGUUCCACGUGGCCUUGAAAUGUUGGGCUACCAUUGUACAAAUCUCCUACAUUUUACAAUAUGCACCAUGGACCUGGGGUCGAGUUUGUUCCUCAAUGCUUGAAUAAGCUUGAAGAUUGGAUGGCUCGCAAAGCUAGGGUUGUUUCAUUACCGGUGGAUUGAAUUUAGUUAUCAAUAUUAUUGCUCCACUAUUGUAAUGAAGCAUUUGUUUCUCGAUCCAGAUGGAAUAAAAAGCACUUUUUUGGAAAAAAAGUUUUUGCUGAUAGAAUCUCCUGUAGUAGUCUUUGUGAUAAGCAGGGAUCCCAACGACGCACUUAUGGGCAUUUCGGGGAAAAUUUACGACUCUUGAGUAGUAGUUUUUCACCCAAAAAUUGAGACAUUCAAACACACACACAUAUAUAUAUAUAUAUAUAUAUAUAUAUAUAUAUUAUCUACUGCAUGAUAAUUGAUUUUUGUUAAAUUCAAAACUACUGAAUACAUUUAUACGUUAAAAUAAUAUUCCAUUACACCACAAUUUCUCAACUCUUUCAAUCAAACCUUGAAAGCAAAACCGAAUUACUUUUCUUCUCUUCUCUCCUGACUUCUUUUUUCACAAAUAAGCAUCAGUCUGUGAAUGAUUUGUUAUUGAAAUACAUUUAUUGAACAUUGUAUAUAACAAAUAUAUUUUUAUAAAUUUUCAUAAAAGAUAAAAAGACUCAUCAAGAUAUUUUGAAAGAAGUGUAUUAUUGUUUCCUUUUGUUAAAUAGGUGCAUAUAGGAUGAUAACACACUAUAGUGUUAGUACCCUACUAACAUUUUUAAUAAGAUUAUUUUGGUAACUGCCCUUCCCUUUUCCGUCCCUCCCCCUUCUUUGUCCCGUCUGCAUGAUCUUGGUCUCUUCACCCUCUCCACCAUCGAGCCCCCUGACUCUGCCGAUCCUGUCUUGGUCCCCGUCGAUUCCUUUCCCUAAAACUGAGCAAUUAUUACCACCAUUGUGUUGCCCUAGGGAGGAUUGUAUUACUAGCUCGAUGCUGCUGCCGGCUCAAAUCUCGAGCGGAGGCGAGUUUGUCUGGAGGAGGAAGAAAGACGCAUAGGGUUACAUGGUGGAGAACUAGAUCCAUGGCCUGACCUCCUCGUCAACCACAUGGCGGAGGAUACUACAGACAACAUAGAAAGCGGACGAGUACAUCGCUAUCUUCUUGCUCAUAGGAGGUAGAUUUUGCGCAGCGGAGUUGAUCAAAGGAUCAAAAGCUGUGACUAAUCAACUGCCGAGCUUUGAUAAGCUGCCUAGCUUUCGGUCUCCCUCCUCAAUUUUCCUCAACAGCAACAAAACGGGUAUGCGCAU
Linum trigynum is the source of this 4977-nucleotide messenger RNA. NCBI's taxonomy places the organism in Eukaryota, Viridiplantae, Streptophyta, Magnoliopsida, Malpighiales, Linaceae. The record is from the annotation of a GenBank genome assembly.